This is a messenger RNA of Scylla paramamosain (green mud crab), 2255 nucleotides long. RefSeq lists its product as uncharacterized. The transcript has a single exon. The coding region runs from base 680 to 1600 and encodes 306 amino acids. Lineage: Eukaryota; Metazoa; Arthropoda; Malacostraca; Decapoda; Portunidae. The record is from RefSeq and is a predicted model, not a curated record.
AGUAAGUAGCAAAUACAUAAUAUUACGCAUGUCUAAAAAUAGAUACAAUACAAUGAUACUCUCAUCCUAUUCCAUUUCAGGAUCAUUAAAGAAAAUAGGAAUCUUCACAGGUAGACAAUAAUAAUUAGUCUUCGAAGCUGCGGCAUCCAUAGUAAAGGGAGAGAGAGAGAGAGAGAGAGAGAGAGAGAGAGAGAGAGAGAGAGAGAGAGAGAGAGAGAGAGAGAGAGAGAGAGAGAGAGAAUCAAACAAAAAAACAAAUAUAAGCAUAUACAGAUAAACACACAAAAACAUAAACCGGAAUUGGAAACGUUGGUGAUGUCUUCACCAUUCAGAGAUAAUCAGUCUGGCGAGACAGUGAAAGGUAACCAGAUACAGAAGAAAGCCUGAGAGUCUGAGAGUGGUGGUGCCCCCAUCCCUCCCCUCUCUCUGGAUGAUGACACGUGACUGCUGGCGGGCGUUUCAUGGAUACCGUUGAGCUCUGGCAACUGUGGUGUACGGAGGAGGACGGCGCGUGACAACGUAUAUAAGGCGCGAGUCGGUCUGAGGCUUCACCAUAAGGUUGCUGAUCGUUGCCUUUCCCUCAGCUCAGUUCCCGGAGCUCCAGUCAGUCUGCUUAACGGAUCGCAGUUUGGUGCUUGUGAAGUCUUGACUCCAGGAAGUCACGCCUGAAGCCGCCGCCAUGUCCUCUGGCAGGAAGGGAGACGGCGAGAGCAGCAGCUCAUACUCAACUACUGACACCACCAGAAAGAACAGGUCGCGCUUUCGUCUGAGAAGGAUGAACAGCUUUGACUGCAGCUACGAAGACAUCGAGGUGAGGGAGGAGCGGAGCCCCAGGGAGCUGUCUGUGGAGGGAAGACUGCGAGCACGUCACUUCCACUCUUCCUCCUCUUCCUCGGCCUCAUUGCUGCCGGGACAGAAGUGUCUUCGCUUUUCGGAUGAGUGUUGGUGUGGCCCUGUGAUAGAACACUGUGCUGUGAUCCUGUCCAAAUCAAGACAAAGACAACGAUUCGGUCUAAGAAGCAGCAGCAGCAGCAGGAGUAGCAGUAGCAGUAGCAGCAGUAGCAGCAGUGACAGCAGCAGCAGUAGUAAUACUAACUGUAGUAUUACCAGUUGUACCAGUGCCAGCUGUAGCUACAAUAGUGCCAUGAGCGCAGAGAGACUCAUAGACUGGCAGCGACAACCGUCUGAAAAAGUGAAACACAGGUCGAGCGCCAGUCAGAGCCCCAGCCCACGCCACACCGGAGCCAAGACGAGGCGGAGCGGUCGCAGCUUGUCGUUGGCGGAGAGAAGACAACAACUCUGCUCUUCUACCAGCCUCCCACAAUCCACGGACACGGACUGCACUCCCUCCACCACCUCACCCUCCUCCACUUCCACCUCUACCUCCACCAACGUUUCUCUGGAGAGACGCAGACGGAGGUCACAGUUCCGGAGGGCGUGGUCGCUGUUCUCUCUCACCUGUGACAAGGAAGUGGAGCGAGAGAGACGGGAAAAAUCACAACAAAAGAUCCUCAGACCGCCAACCCGCCACUACUACCGCAGGGGAGCGUCGGGGCUGCCCAUUGAGUGUUCCUCCACCUACCUUGGUCUUGCUUACUGAAAUAAAAGCAGACAUCAGGAAGCAGAAAUGUUGUACCAAAAAUUAUAAUGAAACAAUGGAAGCGUGUCACAAAAAAAGAGUGCCAGAGGAAAACACCAGCGUGAGGGUUAAGUUCGUGGCCACCUUCGGUGCUGCGGUCACAAGACAAUAACUGAGGUGGCAGGCGUUCAAAUGCUGUAACUGUAAGGCAGCUUCCUCCACUCAUGCUGAGAUCUCUAGAACAACCAAAUUCAUUACACUUGGAAGAGAUUCAUCCCGGCUAUCGUGAGAGGAGGCGUUAACCUUUACAACGACUAAACCGCGGCAAGUAAGAGAAACGAAAGAGGAGCGGGAGCAGUGGCCGCGUAAUGCAAUCGAGUCUUGUUCUGCCUUGCCGUCACCGCCGAGUCUGUGGUGUGAGGGGUGAUGACAACAUUUGACUGGAAAGAAACAUAUUAAUAACCCGUGUAUUGUAUUAGAGAUCAUCACUUAAUACUCGAAUCGGUGUCUGUACUCACACAUUGGCAUUGCGUUACAUGUGACCAUGCCUCUUGCCUUCAGCUCUCUGCCUUCUGCCGCUAUAUUAGCUCUUCUACAGAAUUUUUGUAUUGUAAACUUUCUAGUAUAUAUUUGUUACAUGUAUUUUACCAUAUAUACAUAAUUAUUAUUGAUGAUA